AUGUCUACAUCAAGAAGCAAUGCAGAUAUCCACAAGUUUUAUGAAUAUCAACGUGCACGUUUGAACUUUGUUGCUGAUUAUUAUGAAAAUCUCGCGGAACAAUUAAGGAACGCAGACGCGUUAACGCUGAUCAGACAAUUACAGAAUCGUAAUUUUUCAGAAUCACAAUUAACGACACAACAUGGAUUCACUCAACAAAAUGUAGAAGUUAAACAGUUGAAUAAAGAAUUUGAAGUUGAAGAUAUCAAAAAAGAAACGACAAUAGAACUUCAGCCAAAAGAAAAUGGUCAAACUUUUCAUCCCAUUCCUAAACAUGAAGUAUUCAUAGGUGAUUCUACGCAUGAUCGAUUUGAUUUAACGAACGUUGAUAAAAACCAGCAAAUGAACGUUGUUAAAACUGAAGAAAUACAAGAAAAUAACGUUAAUAUGCAAGUUAUUCCUGGACUGCAAACACUUUUGAAUGACGUAACUAUUGAUCAGUACAACGUACCGAUGAAUGAUUGUAGAACUCAAUGA
Molecule: messenger RNA, 516 nt
Organism: Funneliformis caledonium
Lineage: Eukaryota; Fungi; Glomeromycota; Glomeromycetes; Glomerales; Glomeraceae
Source: the annotation of a GenBank genome assembly